AGAGAGAGAUAGAGCCCGUCGGCCACCGGGGCUGGCGGAGCAGUUGAGGAACUGGGUCGGCUUUCCGAUCCGGGUCCGCAGCCGCCUCCUCAGGCCUCCGACUCGGUCCGGCCGCAGCAAGUUCGCCUCCGCCCCGCGCAGCACCACGGCCCCCUCGUCCAACCCGGGACCCGGCGCGGCAGCCCCGCCCGGGCCGCCGGCCCGGGCCCUGCCUAGGCGCCCCCCGGCCGCGAGCCUGGGCCCUCGGGACCGCGACCGGAAGGGCCCACGCCGCCUCCCACCCUGAGCCGGGGGCCCCGCGGUCCGGCCCGGCCAUGUCCCCCACCGUCUCCCACAAAGACAGCAGCCGGCAGCGGCGGCCCGGCCCAGUCAACCAUUAUCUGGACUUGAAGAGCGGGCCGCUGCCGCCGGGUGCCUGGGACGACGAGCAGCCUGCCGACGGCGUCGGGGGCGAGGGGGACACGGAGGCCCUGCUGCGAGCCGCGGGCGUCGGACCCUCGCGGGGCUACCGGGCCGAGCUGAGCAGCAUCCUGCUGCUGCUCUUCUUGUACGUGCUCCAGGGCAUCCCGCUGGGGCUGGCCGGCAGCAUCCCGCUGAUCCUGCAGAGCAAGAACGUGAGCUACACGGACCAGGCCUUCUUCAGCUUCGUCUUCUGGCCCUUCAGCCUCAAGCUGCUCUGGGCCCCGCUCGUGGACGCCGUCUACUUCAAGAGCUUCGGCCGCCGCAAGUCGUGGCUCGUGCCCACGCAGUACAUCCUGGGGCUUUUCAUGAUCUACCUGUCCACGCAGGUGGAGCGCAUGCUGGACUGCGCCGAGGGCCGCAGCCCCGACGUCGUGGCGCUCACACUCACCUUCUUUCUCUUCGAGUUUUUGGCCGCCACGCAGGACAUAGCUGUGGACGGCUGGGCGCUGACCAUGCUGUCCCGCGAGAACGUGGGCUACGCGUCCACCUGCAACUCGGUGGGCCAGACUGCCGGCUACUUCCUGGGCAACGUGCUGUUCCUGGCCCUGGAGUCUGCGGAUUUCUGCAACAAGUACCUGCGCUUUCAGCCCCAGCCCCGAGGCAUCGUGACACUCUCAGAUUUUCUAUUUUUCUGGGGGACCAUAUUUUUGAUAACAACAACAUUAGUUGCCCUUCUAAAAAAAGAAAACACAGAAGUAAUACCAUCAAAAGAAGAAACAAAAGGGAUCACAGAUACUUACAAGCUGCUAUUUACAAUUAUAAAGAUGCCAGCAGUUAUGACUUUCUGCCUCAUGAUUUUAACUGCAAAGAUUGGCUUUUCAGCAGCAGAUGCUGUAACAGGUCUGAAAUUGGUAGAAGAGGGUGUGCCCAAAGAGCACUUAGCCCUCUUGGCAGUUCCCAUGGUUCCCCUACAGAUCAUCUUGCCUCUGAUCAUCAGCAAGUAUACUGCAGGCCCACAGCCACUAAAUGUGUUUUAUAAAGCCAUGCCCUACAGAUUAUUACUUGGCUUGCAAUAUGCUUUGAUGGUCUGGUGGACUCCAAAAGUCGAACAUCAAGGAGGAUUUCCAAUCUAUUACUAUGUUAUAGUGCUUCUGAGUUACGCCUUACAUCAGAUCACAUUGUACAGCAUGUACGUUUCUAUAAUGGCUUUCAAUGCCAAAGUUAGUGAUCCACUUAUUGGAGGCACAUACAUGACCCUUUUAAAUACUGUGUCCAAUCUGGGAGGGAACUGGCCCUCAACAGUGGCUCUUUGGCUAGUGGAUCCUCUCACAGUGAAGGAGUGCUCGGGAGUGUCAGACCAGACUUGUUGGACUCCUGAAACAUCUGAGCUUUGCAAAAAACUCGGUGGCUCUUGUGUUACUGCAUUGGAUGGUUAUUAUGUGGAGUCUGUUAUCUGUGUUAUUAUUGGAUUCGGUUGGUGGUUCUUUCUUGGUCCAAAAUUUAAAAAACUUCAGGAUGAAGGACCGGCAUCUUGGAAAUGCAGGAGGAACAAUUGAUGAAAUUCACUACAGGACAUACUAGGAAGGGGGGAGUAGUUUUAAUUUUAAUGUAAAUGUUAUGAUAAUCAAUACACAGGAGUAUAAGUACACUUUCAAAUAAGAAAAUUGUUCAUACAAAAAUGCCAAAUUGUUGCAAAGCUAAGACCUCUCUGUGUGGUCUUCCUUUCCUUGCCUUUUCAAUGUAAAAGUAUAUUUCAGGUCAGAAAAUUGGUUCUAAAAAGAGCCUCUCCUUUUUCUUGAAUUGAUAUCUAGUUUACUGACCAAUGCAUGUUUCAGACUUCAGUGCGGUGGCUCUGUGAGAGCUCUUCAUGUCUCCCAUGUAUUGUCAUUCACCCAUUCAGCUGAGAUGUGACAGUAGACACUUUGCUAUUGGGGCAGAUUUGGGACAGAUGCCUUAAGUGGAACAAAGUACAACUUUCAAUUAUGAGUAGGACCUUGUGGCUGGAAGUCUCUUUUUGGCUUUAACAUGCAGUAAUUUAAUUUGGAAUUGGCUGAGAGGAGAAAUUUAGAUUAUGGAGAUGCCAUUUUAACUUACUUUUGUGACCAUAACUAUGUUUUAAAGGGUGGAUCUUUGUGUUUAAAAAUAACACUUUUAACUGUAUUUUCUGGCUUUUGUAAGCAUUUCAAGAUUUAUAAGAAGAUGAAAACAUAUUUUUUAUAAAGUGAAAGUUAAGUUUUUUAAUUUAUUGACUUCAUUGGGGGAAAGGAAGCAUUCCGAAGCCUUGUUAACUUUUCUUACACUAAAUCUGAGGGGAUAUGGGGCUUUGUUAUGAGUGUCUCACAAUAAAGACUUGUAGAGAAGGGUCACACUUAAUUUUGUGUAUAUUUAAUGACAUAAUUUCAAAAAUAAAAAGAAAGCACAAUGUUAUUCAAGUAGUUUUCCUUUGUUGCUAAGAAAAAAAUAAUAAAACUUAGUAACUAACAUUCUUUUCCUUUUCUCCCCCUUUAAUUUUUAAUAAAAUUAAAACAUUAAUUUUUUUAAACAUCUGAUCUGUUUCAAAGAAAACGUCAAAGAUAUUAGUGCCUUUGACAGAAGCAAAUCAUGAUGCUAAUGGAAAGACCAAUUAAGAAAGCACUUUAUAAUUAGUGAGGAAAGAUGUCACAGUUCACUUAUGCCAAACAAGGUGUUUGUCACCUUAUUUCCACUUACUGUCACAGAAGCUGCUCUUGGCAAACCAAUGUUUUCUGAGCAGCCCCUGCUGUAUUGCAUAAGUUAAGUGAAUUCCUUUUGAGUGCCUUUGCAAUUUCCAACACCUGUACACGUAGAUCCACUGACAAGGCACUUUGCAUACCUUAUAUUUUAAGUCAUUAUGUCUCUUCAGAGAUAAUGUUAAUACCUUUAAAAGGUAAAGAUAGGAAAGAGAAUAUCUUCUGAUACUGAUUUUUAAUCCUUUUGAAAUUAAAUUUCAUAAGGUGCUCUUUCUGUUUUCCCUAGCCAUAUUUGGUUUUCUUUAGUGAGUUGAUUUUAUCUAAAAAAUGUUUACUAAUUUAUGACCUUGUUAAUUUUGUAAUAUAAACUGUAUAGUGAGUGGGGUUUUAUGAUUAUCAGAAUAAGAGCUGAAUGCUUUCUUUUUAAGGCGGUUAGCCUAUGAAGGAUAUGUGAACGAUGUCCUGUAAGCCUCUAGGAUUGCCAGUAUUUUUGCCCUGCUGCUGAUGUUGGUGGAUGCCACAUCCUGAAGAAUCACUGGGAAAGACGCUCAUCCUAGACAGAAGAAGGCAACAUUGAAUCCAGCAUGCCAGUUGUCAUGCUAGCAGAUUAUGCUGUUGCUGGGCUGGUCCAGCAUGAUGUAUUUUAUUUCAAAUGAUUUACUUGAAUAAAGGAAAAAUAGUUCUUAAUGUGAAAUGUAUUUUUAUCUUUAGUAUUUUGAUUUUAAAAGCUUAAAGUUUAGCCAAUGACAUGAUUGCAUUGUUCUCCUGAUCCAUUAGAAGGCCGUUACAAAGUAUAUGAAUAUAUGGGUUGUAACUUUUAGCCUAUAGACACUUAAAUAAUUUGGAUGUUCAAAAAGCAUUUUUUAAGAUAAGACUUGACAAUAUCAGAGCCACAUAAUAACUAAUGUUGUCAUGAAUUAGUUAUUUGUUAUAUAAAUGAUUAUAAUAUGCCAAGGCGAUUUGUUAAUAAAAUUUCACAUUUGAAA
Molecule: messenger RNA, 4096 nt
Organism: Trichosurus vulpecula (common brushtail)
Lineage: Eukaryota; Metazoa; Chordata; Mammalia; Diprotodontia; Phalangeridae
Gene: SLC33A1
Product: solute carrier family 33 member 1
Exons: 6
Coding region: 315-1958 (547 amino acids)
Cellular component (GO): membrane
Molecular function (GO): acetyl-CoA transmembrane transporter activity
Source: RefSeq, a predicted model, not a curated record